GAUGGACAAUCGAUAGGCACACAAUCGAUUGUAAGGGCAUGUGCCUCGCACGUUUUUUGUAAACAAAGCAGAAACUAUUUAAGUAUUAAAAUGGGAGCUUUGGCAGAGCUAGCUGGCGAUGAGAAAAACGGCGAAGGAUCGCGCACUUUUGUGUUUACCAACGAGGGUCACACGCUGGGCAAUGCACUGAAAACAAUUAUUGCCCGGUACCCAGAGGUGGAUUUCUGCGGCUAUACGAUUCCCCAUCCCACAGAGCAAAAGUUGCACUUUCGCAUUCAAUCCAACCGAGAUCGAGCUGUCGAUAUCCUGAAACGUGGACUUGAGGAUCUCGAAGGACUAUGUGAUCACACGAUAGCAACUUUUGAAAAAGAGAUGACUAAUUUUAAUUCGGUAAAAGCGGAGAAUACAUAAGGUUUUAAAUAGAGACUAUAAACUAGA
Messenger RNA from Drosophila ficusphila, 438 nucleotides. RefSeq names its product probable DNA-directed RNA polymerases I and III subunit RPAC2 (gene l(2)37Cg). NCBI's taxonomy places the organism in Eukaryota, Metazoa, Arthropoda, Insecta, Diptera, Drosophilidae. Gene Ontology annotation, cellular component: RNA polymerase III complex; RNA polymerase I complex. The transcript has 2 exons. Gene Ontology annotation, molecular function: protein dimerization activity; DNA-directed RNA polymerase activity; DNA binding. The coding region runs from base 91 to 411 and encodes 106 amino acids. The record is from RefSeq and is a predicted model, not a curated record. Gene Ontology annotation, biological process: DNA-templated transcription.